GUAGUGCAGUGCAUAACUAAAUUUUAAAGCACUUUUCCUCUCGGAUAUGAGCGUGAUGGAGAGCAGAGAGGAGCUCUGAAAGGGUGGAGACACGCUCGUCUCUUCAAACAGCAGAACUGGUGGAGACAGACGCGCGCUACAUGCACUAAACAACAUCUCAAGAGACCGAGUGUUCGGCAAACUUAAUGAAAAGCACGACGAACAUUAACUGGUCGACCACCGACACCAGAGGGAAACUUUAACUUCAACUUUGAACGCUGUGAAUAUGAAAUAGAGCGCCGCGUAAAAGCUUGCGUAAUUGCGCGCGCGACAACUUUUUAAAUAGUUAUUUAUUCUUUUUUUAAGCGAACUCUUAUUUAUAAUUAAACAUGAACGCUUCGGAUAUAUUUUGCGAUUCUGAUUUUGCAAACUCCACCAACAUUUCGUGCGUGAACCGGACCGUCCCGUCCUACAGCAUCAUAGACAUCGCGUCUUUCAUGCACAUUUUCCCCACAAUCUACGGCGUCCUGUGCUCGGUCGGGGUUCUGGCUAACAGCCUGGUGAUUUACGCCGUGGCGUCCUGCAAGAAGAAGAUGGUGUCUGAUAUUUACGUGUUAAACUUGGCCAUCGCAGACCUGUUGUUCUUGCUGGUGAUGCCCUUCAACAUCCAUCAGCUGGUCCGAGACAGGCAGUGGGUGUUUGGGCACUUCAUGUGUAAAGCUGUGGUGGUGGUGGACGUCAGUAACCAGUUUACCACAGUGGGCAUCGUGACUGUGCUCUGCAUUGACAGAUACAUUGCAAUCGUCCAUCCUACAUCCGAAAAGAGAACCAUCCAGUGGACCAUCAUCAUUAAUAUCAUGGUAUGGGUGGGCAGUUUCCUCCUGAGCAUCCCGGUCAUGAUUUACGCCAAGGUGACCUCCAAGAAGAGCAUGGACAUCUGUAUGAUCGACCUGGGCGGGCCUCAGGAUAUGUAUUGGUACACGCUCUACCAGUCCAUGCUGGGAUUCAUGAUCCCGCUCAUCAUAAUCUGCACGUUUUACACUCUGACUCUGUACCAUGUGUUCCGCUCCAUCCGUCGGGUCAAACGCAAGCAGUCGGUUUGGGCCAAACGUGCCACCAAAACGGUUCUGAUGGUGAUCGCGUUGUUUUUAGUCUGCUGGUCUCCAUAUCACGUCAUCCAAAUGAUCAAUCUGAGUAUCCAGCAUCCCACCAGCGCAUUUGUGUACGCAUACAACAUCAGCAUCUGCCUGAGCUACUCUCACAGCUGCAUCAACCCGCUUAUGCUACUGCUUUUCGCCCAGAACUACAGAGAUCGGCUCUGCCAUCGCAAAGAGUUACGCUCGCAGAUCAGCUCGUCUAAAACCACGGUAAAAACCGACGGCGGCUCCAGCGUCAGUCCAGACACCAGUCAUCGCUGCACGGUCAUCUAAACCAGGAGAAACUCUGAUACUGCAUGAUUCUCAAAGGGGAAAACUGUGAAAUAAAUGACUCCCACGCUAAAGGAGUGGAUCAGCGCUCUGGAAAAGUGACUGGUGUUUGUUGUAUACUGUUAAUUUAUUUGGUGUUGUUGUUUUUUUUUUUAAAAGUUCAUCUAAAAUUGAAAGUUCUGUCAUCGUUUAUGCAUCUUUAUAGAAAUAAAUGCCCUUUAUCGCCUAUAUAGAAAUGUGAUAUAUGCCAAUAAAUGCACAUUUCAUAUAGGAGGUCAUAUUUGGAUAGUCACAUAGUGAAGUUUAUUUAUAAACUAAUUUCGAGAGGAUCACGUGCUUUUGAUUGCUCGCAGCCGGCCCUGCUGUAUUCAAUUCAUGAUUUACAAAUCAGACGAAUUCUAAGCCAUUAUAAAUACCCUAAGUUCCAUAUCACAGCCAUCUUUGUUUUGAGGAAUCCCCCCUUCCACCCCUACUCCUCCUCCUUUCCUAGAUGGGUGGCACAGUGGCCCAGUGGUUAGCAUUGUUGCCUCACAGCAAGAACGUCACUGGUUCUAGUCCAAGCCAGCCAACGUUUCUGUGCGUAGUUAACACAUUCUCCCCGAGCUCACGUGGGUUUCCUCCCACCAUCCAAAAACAUGCAACUUAAGUUAAUUGACUAAUCCAAAUCGGCACCAUAGA
Molecule: messenger RNA, 2084 nt
Organism: Danio rerio (zebrafish)
Lineage: Eukaryota; Metazoa; Chordata; Actinopteri; Cypriniformes; Danionidae
Source: RefSeq, a predicted model, not a curated record